AAUUUUAAAUUGCGUAUUCGAAAUAUUUUAAACGCGUUCUGUUCGAAGCGCUAAUAAAUUCGAACGUAAGUCGACAAUUUGACAAUUUUUCGUAAUGCGUCAAAAUUUAUUCAUUUUAUCCCUAAUAUCGAUCGUUUUUCGAAUUAUGGCUGAUAUAGAAUCUACUAUUGAAACUAAUAAUUAUCAACUAAAAAACGUGCAAGUAAUUACAUUCAAACCGACUUCCGAAGGUAUGAUCAUAAUGAUACCGAGAAUAUCCUACAGAAUUCGUUUUCGUCUACAAAAGGAUAAAUCCAACUUUCUUGCAGCAGCUAAAGUAUUUAUCUACGUAGACGAUAAAAUUAAAACAUAUACUCUUUCUGAAAUGCCGGGAACGUCUAUAUACCAAGGAGAAUUAAAAAAUGAAAAUGGAUCCUUUAUUAUUGGUUAUUUUUAUGAAAAUCAAUUUAUAGGAAUAUUUCAACAUUUAUAUAGCACAUAUUUCAUUGGACCACAGAACGAAUAUUCUUUUGACGAGAAAGAUGAACAUACAAUUAUGUAUAACGUCCAAGACAUAGAGUUAAGACCAUCUUAUCGAGAUGGGAAAUUAAUGUGUGAAGCAAGAAGACAUGAAGAAUAUCUUAAAAUGAAAACUUACCAAGAAAAUUAUCAUGUUGAUACUAAAAUACAAAUUUAUAAUUUCUUCAAUAACAACUUACGAAUGAGACAAACGAAAAUAUGCUCGUUAGAACUCGUAGCAGAUCAUACAUAUACCGAAUACAUGGACUUUAAUCAGGCGAAAAUCGUCUCAGAAAUGCUUUUAUAUAUCAAGAUUGCCGAUUACAUAUUCCGAAAUACUGAUUUCGAUGAAGACGGUGACAAAGAAGAUAUCGCAUUCAACGUUCAGAAAAUUACCAUAUUCGAAACCAAAAAUGAUCCGGGUAAUAUUUUUGGAAGGGAAACCAAAGAUUAUAAGGAAUUUCUACAAAGUUUGACGAAGUAUCACCAUCCAUAUUGCAUGCUAAUUUGCUUCACUCAUAGAGAUUUUUGGACACCUACUCAAUGCGCAGUUUCCAAAGUCAAUAAGAUCGGAGGAAUCUGCCCUGGAUCGAAACCGCUAGGAAAGAGUAAUAACGUUGGCUUCGUUACCAAUAUAGAAAACAAAAAAAUUAUUCCUCGAUUUAGAAUACCGUUAAAUUUAGUACACCAACUGGGACAUGCAUUCGCUUGCCGAGACGAUCCUGAAAAAAAUAAAUUUUGCAGUCCUGGACAUGUAAAUCCGCGACACGGAAAUUAUAUAAUGCAUCCGAAUAUAUCGUAUGGUGCUUUUAAGAAUAAUUGGCACUUUUCAACCUGUUGCAAAACCACUUUAAAGAACUUCCUAAAGCAAUCAAGAAUAAAAACGUGUCUAUUGAGAAGAGAGUUAUCCAACUGCGGAAAUGGAAUCGUAGAAGAAGGAGAAUUGUGUGAUUGUGAUUCUUCAACAGAAAAUUGCACAGCUGUUCAGAAGUGUUGCAGAAUUAAUGAAUAUCCGUCUCAGUGUACACUGAGAAAUGGCAUGCUUUGUUCACCUAGCAAAGGACAAUGCUGUGACGACAAUUGCGAUAUCAUAGAAUAUGACAAAAGACAACCAUGUUUCAGUAACAUAGAAUGCUUUAAUGUUACUACGUUUUGCGAUGGAAUUUCUUCAUUUUGUUCCGGUUUAAUGCAACCAGACGGAACUCCUUGCAGACAAAAUUCUCGAACGUGUCACAAGGGACAGUGCAAAAGCAACGUCUGUCUCGAUCACAGUAUGAAGCCUUGCCAAUGUAAGACUCGUCAUUCAGAAUGUCAUAUCUGUUGUAUGAACGAAACUCAUACAUGCCGAACCGCUAAAAACUUACAACUUUUUCCAUCUAAAGACGAAGUUUAUGUAAAACUUCCAGGAAGUUCUUGUGAUAAUGGAUACGGGAUAUGUUCCAGUCAUAUAUUACCUUCUAGGAAUGGAUCCUGUAUACGUAAAACUAUCUGGAAGAUGUAUAGCAUUUGGAAUUAUCUUACUCCUUUACCGUUCUUACUAAUUAUUGUUAUUGGCAUAAGUUGUUUCCAAAGUCAUCAACACGAAAGACCGAGUAUAGAGAUAUUAAUGAAAAAGUAUCCUUUAAGAAAGAAGGAAGGAAAACCCGAAAUGAAACGGAAAGUAAGGAAACCUAAACGGAAAAUUACGAAAAAGCAUCGUUUAAGAGAGAAGCAAGAAAAUCCCGAAAUGAAACUAAAAGUAAAAAAGAAACCCAAAAGGAAAAUAAAUAAGAUAAAGAAUAAUGUAUUAGAACCUAAAGUCCAUUUCUUGAACUUUACAACAUUUGAGUAAUAUACGACAGCAUAAAGAGAUAUUGAACACUUGAAUUAAAUACCCUUUCACUUUUAUAUGUAAUUGUAUUCUAUAAUGUUUGAGUGAUAAAAAUAAUAAAAGAAACUUGAAUUUUCUUUAUAUUCAGCUGUGAGUUUCUUGAAAUCUCGAAAAAUUACAUAAUAUUAUAUUUAAAUUUAUAUUUAUAAAA
Messenger RNA from Centruroides sculpturatus (bark scorpion), 2519 nucleotides. Its product is annotated as disintegrin and metalloproteinase domain-containing protein 10-like. Lineage: Eukaryota; Metazoa; Arthropoda; Arachnida; Scorpiones; Buthidae. Gene Ontology annotation, cellular component: plasma membrane. Gene Ontology annotation, molecular function: metalloendopeptidase activity. The transcript is spliced from 4 exons. Bases 95 to 2329 code for a protein of 744 amino acids. Gene Ontology annotation, biological process: membrane protein ectodomain proteolysis; Notch signaling pathway. The record is from RefSeq and is a predicted model, not a curated record.